Molecule: messenger RNA, 1824 nt
Organism: Pelodiscus sinensis (Chinese soft-shelled turtle)
Lineage: Eukaryota; Metazoa; Chordata; Testudines; Trionychidae
Source: RefSeq, a predicted model, not a curated record
CCCUAUUCCCAUGGAGCCCGGCCAGCGUAGGGGCGCCCGGCGCAAGGGCGAUGCAGUGAGGCACCCAGUGGGGCUGGGUCCCAGCAUUCCCGCAGCCUGGCGCCUUCCCCCUCGCGCAUGUGCUGAUCCUGCUUCGGCUGGCUCAUGCGCUCACCGGGAUUCCCUGCAAAGUGCUCGGCGCCACGCAGCACACUGGCACCACGGUCUCCUGGAAAGCGCUCGGCGCCACGCAGCACACUGGCGCCACGGUCUCCUGGAAAGCGCUCGGCGCCACGCAGCACACUGGCGCCACGGUCUCCUGGAAAGCGCUCGGCGCCACGCAGCACACUGGCGCCACGGUCUCCUGGAAAGCGCUCGGCGCCACGCAGCACACUGGCGCCACGGUCUCCUGGAAAGCGCUCGGCGCCACGCAGCACACUGGCGCCACGGUCUCCUGGAAAGCGCUCGGCGCCACGCAGCACACUGGCGCCACGGUCUCCUGGAAAGCGCUCGGCGCCACGCAGCACACUGGCGCCACGGUCUCCUGGAAAGCGCUCGGCGCCACGCAGCACACUGGCGCCACGGUCUCCUGGAAAGCGCUCGGCGCCACGCAGCACACUGGCGCCACGGUCUCCUGGAAAGCGCUCGGCGCCACGCAGCACACUGGCGCCACGGUCUCCUGGAAAGCGCUCGGCGCCACGCAGCACACUGGCGCCACGGUCUCCUGGAAAGCGCUCGGCGCCACGCAGCACACUGGCGCCACGGUCUCCUGGAAAGCGCUCGGCGCCACGCAGCACACUGGCGCCACGGUCUCCUGGAAAGCGCUCGGCGCCACGCAGCACACUGGCGCCACGGUCUCCUGGAAAGCGCUCGGCGCCACGCAGCACACUGGCGCCACGGUCUCCUGGAAAGCGCUCGGCGCCACGCAGCACACUGGCGCCACGGUCUCCUGGAAAGCGCUCGGCGCCACGCAGCACACUGGCGCCACGGUCUCCUGGAAAGCGCUCGGCGCCACGCAGCACACUGGCGCCACGGUCUCCUGGAAAGCGCUCGGCGCCACGCAGCACACUGGCGCCACGGUCUCCUGGAAAGCGCUCGGCGCCACGCAGCACACUGGCGCCACGGUCUCCUGGAAAGCGCUCGGCGCCACGCAGCACACUGGCGCCACGGUCUCCUGGAAAGCGCUCGGCGCCACGCAGCACACUGGCGCCACGGUCUCCUGGAAAGCGCUCGGCGCCACGCAGCACACUGGCGCCACGGUCUCCUGGAAAGCGCUCGGCGCCACGCAGCACACUGGCGCCACGGUCUCCUGGAAAGCGCUCGGCGCCACGCAGCACACUGGCGCCACGGUCUCCUGGAAAGCGCUCGGCGCCACGCAGCACACUGGCGCCACGGUCUCCUGGAAAGCGCUCGGCGCCACGCAGCACACUGGCGCCACGGUCUCCUGGAAAGCGCUCGGCGCCACGCAGCACACUGGCGCCACGGUCUCCUGGAAAGCGCUCGGCGCCACGCAGCACACUGGCGCCACGGUCUCCUGGAAAGCGCCCGGCGCCACGCAGAACACUAGCGCCACACAGCACACUGGCACCACCCAGCACACUGGUGCCACCCAGCACACUGGCUCCACGCAGCAUACUGGCACCACGCAGCAUACUGGCACCACGCAGCAGCACACUGGCACCAUGGUCUCCUGGAAAGUGCCUGGCUCCACGCAGCACACUGGCUCCAGUCGCCCCGGGGCAGCGCUGCAGGACGAGUGCCUCACCUGCGCAGUAACGAGCUCUGCCCACUGGGUGUUCACAGGGCGCGGCGGCAUCCCAAAGGGAAGGGGCUGCCCCCCAGCAC